GUGAAUUUAUUUGGGUGCUUUUAAAGUGAACGAUUAUGUGCGUUAAGAAUGUGAUGAUUGAUUUGAAUCGUGUUUAAAAUUAACUUGCUCGAAAACGCGUAUUCACGAUAAUUCAUGCUUAAAAAACAUAUAUUUAACGAUUUAACAAAAACUACUAUGACUAUCCAAAAUAUUGAUUGUUUUAAUCGUGACACAACUGAACAACAAAAAGUGAUGCAUUCACCACAACAAUCGAGUGAACGGGUUCCGGUUGGUUCGUCGGAUCAACAGAAAAUUAAUAAAAAUAGUCAUCAUAUUAGUAAUUUUAGUGUUGCCUCAUUAUUAGCGGAUACACGGCCACCACGACCGACAACAAUAACAUCCUCGGAAUCAUCGACACAACAAACGUUACAUUCAUCGUCGGAUGAUGAAUAUGAUUCGAAUCCGGAAGAGGAUUCAAUUGUUGAUGUUGAGGAUUUAAAUGAUGAGGAUGAGGAAGCAGCGGCUGUUCGGAAUGGUUCAACGGCGGAUGAUGAAGAAGAAGCGGCAGCGCUUAAAGAACAUCAACGUGAAUUAUUUUUAGCUCGUGAGCGUGCUUUUGAAAGAGACAGUUUAAUGGCACAAGGUCCUAUACGACCGACACCAUUUAGCGCGCUAGCUGCAGCUGUUUAUCAGGCAGCACAUCCACAAUGGGCGGCGGCGCAAGGUUUAGUUGGGCCGUUUGGUGGACCUGGUCCAAUAUUUGGGCAAGGGCAUGGAGCAUUCGGAAUGCCUGGAUUAACAACAGAUUCAAAUGGUGAACCACCAAAAUUAAAAUGUAAUUUACGAAAACAUAAACCAAAUAGAAAACCUCGUACACCGUUUACAACACAACAGUUAUUAGCAUUGGAGAAGAAAUUUCGUGAUAAACAAUAUUUGAGUAUUGCUGAACGUGCAGAAUUUAGUAGUUCACUACGAUUAACGGAAACGCAGGUGAAAAUAUGGUUCCAAAAUCGUCGUGCAAAAGCAAAACGCUUACAAGAAGCAGAAAUUGAAAAAUUAAAGAUGGCAUCACUAUCACGUCAUCCACAUCACCCACUAUACCCACAUCCAGCACUACAACAGUAUUUCCCCGGUGCACAUCCGUUAGCGGGCUUACUUGGUAGACAUCAUUUGGGUGCACCAUUAGGUUUAUUAGGACCACCACCACCACCGCCUCCACAAGCGGUACCACCUCCACCGCCCCCUUCUCAACAACAACCACCUUCAUCAAACGGUGGUGGUAAUAGUAGUAGUAAUAAUAAUAGCGGAGGCGUGACGUCAUCACCAACAAUAAAUCAUCACCAGCAACAAUCAUCACCCUCGUCUAGUCCACAUCAUGGGAUGUCUUCGUAGAAGUAAAGAAAGUAAAUAGAAAUAAUUUUUAUUUAGGUAAAAACAUUUUUUAUUUACAAUUAGUGGUGUCAAAAUAGCCUUAUUUGUGCCGAUUCUGUUAUAGGUCGACAAAUUGACUUUUUAAAAAAAAUAUAUUU
Molecule: messenger RNA, 1490 nt
Organism: Chrysoperla carnea
Lineage: Eukaryota; Metazoa; Arthropoda; Insecta; Neuroptera; Chrysopidae
Gene: Dr
Product: NK1 transcription factor-related protein 1
Exons: 3
Coding region: 115-1353 (412 amino acids)
Biological process (GO): regulation of transcription by RNA polymerase II; embryonic morphogenesis
Cellular component (GO): nucleus
Molecular function (GO): DNA-binding transcription factor activity, RNA polymerase II-specific; RNA polymerase II transcription regulatory region sequence-specific DNA binding
Source: RefSeq, a predicted model, not a curated record